AUGGAAACGUCGUAUGUAAUAUACGACUUAAUCAAGAAAAAGAUAAUCAAAGUCUACAGUGCAUUGGCUGAAGAACGUUACACUUACUAUACGUUAUAUUACAGUGACGGUACUCUAGUCGACUUAUAUAAUCAGAAAGAAUACAAAGUCAAGGCUGCCAACUUUGACUUUUGUGAUGUAAUAAACGUUGACAUACAUGGAUACAGGAAGUAUGUUGCGUACCGGAGUUGCCAAGACGAUCUUAUACUAAUACACAUAUCUACCGGUAGACAGGACGUCAUACUUCGUUUUACAGACCCACAUUGUCCUGUACUACGCAUCUUGGAUAAUCUUAACCAAUUGAUGUAUUUAGGUAAGGAUUUCUUUGAUAUUCAAAUAUUUUUUUCAUAUGCGUGCAAUUGCUUUUUUCAGACGUGGGUAUUCGAAUUUAUGACAUUACAACUAGAACUUACGUUUACGUUUUAAAGAUCUCAAACGUAUAUGAUGAUUACAGAGCAAAAGGUAUUGAUGGGAUACAUUUUCAUAAAGACAGUAAAGUAAGUACGCAUGUAAUUAAAAUAUGGAAGUUCUAAAAGUUUGCUUUAAAUUUUAUUGCGGAUAGGCCGUGAUAUUGUAAAAACUUAUGGGAAAAAUAUAAAUGCUGACAUUGUCGGCAAUUUUUUACUUGAACUUCUAUAUAACGAAUUACUCGGUACGCCAUAUUUUUUUGUAGCAAAAAAGCGACAUAUUUGAUAAAAACAACUAUUGAUAUGAGUUCAAAUGCCCUGUGUAGUGGGAGCGGGGGAUUUGAAAGCUCUGUUCGAUAUACGGUAGUUUCCAUUACACAGCAGUUCCUCUGCUGCUGCAUUUUAACCCAUAAUUUACAACCAACAUUUUUUCUAAAAGUUCGGAAUGCUGUGCACUGUAGCAGAUUACGCCUUGUUUUUUAUAAAAAAUUAAUUUUUAUUCCAUAUUUCAGUUUAUCGGUUACAAUAAGAAAAAAGAACAAUUGGGAAGAAAUGGGAAAGUGGCCUUCUUUUCAACUUUUUGUUAUGUGCAACAAUAG
Molecule: messenger RNA, 1045 nt
Organism: Bursaphelenchus okinawaensis
Lineage: Eukaryota; Metazoa; Nematoda; Chromadorea; Rhabditida; Aphelenchoididae
Source: the annotation of a GenBank genome assembly